UAAAAAGUUGUGAAUGCACUCCUUAUUCUAGAAGCCGUAUACAUCUCUAUAGUCAAUGUAAUCAAUGGACCAUUGCCAAAGGUGGUUCCAGAAUACAGACCGGAAGCACCAGUGGUGCGAAGACGCGAACCUCUGCCGUAUAUGUUCUGGCAAGAAGAGCAAGAAUGUGCGCCUAGCUUCACCUUCUUGCUACGUCCUCGUGUUAUGCAGGAAAGAGAUACUUGCAAACUGCUCUGCUGCCUGAGCGGAAAACCGUUCCCAACUGUCAAAUGGUACAAGGACAAACGCGAACUUAGCAAAUACGAAUACUCGAUGUCCCAUUCAGACGGCGUCAUAACCAUGGAGAUAGUCGGUUGCAGACCAUCAGACUCCGGCAAAUACACAUGCGUGGCGACCAACAAACACGGCACUGACGAAACCUCCUGCGUGGUUAUAGUAGAAGGCGAAACAAGCACACCCGAGCAAUCUGCAUUAGCAAACAAACUGCUACACUCUGGAGAUAGAAAGUAUAUAGAACAACCUAUCAAACCUGCUCCGAUACCAGUCACUAUCAAGAGACCCGUUCCUGCAUCCAAUCCUGUGAAUCCACCUAGUCCAAUUCAACCUAGGUCUAACAACCCAAGUACCACGAGCUUAGCGAGGUCUUCUUCUAACCUAAGCGUUGAAGGUGAUAAGAGGGCUAGAAAAUACGGACGGCUUGACUCCACAGGAAGCCCGAAUAGAUCUAGGAGUGCUACUAAAGAACUUGCAUUGCCACCAGACGAAUCAAUGGGACCGCCAGCAUUCACUAAGACACUCUCAGACUUGACAGUUAAUGACGGUGACAGCCUGACAUUGACAGCACAUGUAAAAGGAGACCCAGAUCCACAAAUCGUGUGGAGCAAGAACGGAAAAGCCCUCAGCUCAUCAGAGGUAGUCGAUCUCAAGUACAAGAAUGGAAUUGCCAAACUACACAUCAAUGAAGUAUAUCCUGAAGACGAAGGAGAAUAUGUCUGCAAAGCUACCAACUCCAUGGGAGAAGUACAGACUAAGUGCAAGCUGACCAUUAAACCAAUGACAAACAACGUGGACGGUAAAAAGAAAAGCGAGGACAAACCACCAAAGAUCGUUAGCCACCUAGAGUCAGCCUUCGUGAAAGACGGAGAACCAGUAACGCUUUCUUGUCGCAUCAUAGGAGCUGAUAAGUUCGAUGUGGUAUGGCUACACAACAACAAGGAGAUCAAACCUUCCAAGGACUUCCAAUACACCAACGAGGCAAACAUCUACAAAUUGGUCAUCGCUGAGAUAUUCCCGGAGGACUCGGGAGCCUACACUUGCGAGGCGUUCAACAAUGCAGGAGAAAGUUUCAGCAGUUGUACAUUGAAUGUUGUUGCUCCAGGAGAACAGCCCAAGAGUCCAGUUUUCAAAACAUUCCCGACUUCCGCUACGGUGUCGGAAGGAGAAUCGGCCACAUUCGUAGCAGAGACAGAAGACGAGCCGUUGCAAAUUAACUGGCUGAAAGACGGCAAGCAGAUCAAGGAAAGCAGCGCAAAAUACAACUUCACAGCUGACGGAAAGAGAUACACCUUUGAAAUCCUGAAUUGCAACUCGAACGAUAUUGGUCAAUACCAAGCCAAGGCUAUAGGCAAAAAGGGUGAAACCUUUGCAGCCUUCUCACUUAACGUCGUACCGCCUGGAGAUGUCUAAACUUUAAAGCUCUGACUGCUCUAUUUUAUAUUUAACGAACGAUUUGCUCCACUUUGUAACAUAGUUAUGUGUAUAAAAUAAUCUAUUUUUAAGUGUUUUAUAUUAAAGCCUUGAUUCAGCGACACGCUUAUACAUCAUUGCCACAAUUCGCAUAGAAAAUUUUAGUUGUUAGUUCAAAAGAGCUUGAUUUGAUAUUAUUUCAAGUUUGCGAGAAAUUUUCUGUGUCACAUUGUGUCAUAGUUGUAUACAGUACGAAAUAUGCUUCAAGUAGAAAUAACUAGAUUUUAGUAUAUACUUACAGCUGAAAAAACCAGCAUCCUCAAUGUUUACCAUCAGUCGCUGAAAGUAUGUGCUAAUUCAUGCAAUUUUUACUCUCGACCGUUGAAAAUUAGCAGUAUCUCUAAUCAUUUUACCGAAAAAGAUAGGAGCAGAAUGUCGAAUUUUUAUUUAUUCAAACUGUAUUUAUUUUAUUGUGAGAGCUUGAGCCGUAUUUUUUUAAAAACGAUAUUUUUAUUAAGUCAUCGUUGUUCGUUAUUUUAUUAGAUUCCAUAUAAAGAAUUAAAAAGGUACAUUACUGCUUUUGCGAAUCCCAAACAAAUAAUGUAAUGUAAACGAGAAUAUAAAGAUUAUUUUUUAA
This is a messenger RNA of Acanthoscelides obtectus, 2323 nucleotides long. The record is from the annotation of a GenBank genome assembly. NCBI's taxonomy places the organism in Eukaryota, Metazoa, Arthropoda, Insecta, Coleoptera, Chrysomelidae.